AAUUUGCGCAAGCGCGUGCCGCGCCGGCGCCGGGGCGUCCAAGUCUCCAGUACGGGCACGGCCUUUGAGCCAGCCUUUGGAUGGGCAAUGGUGGACCUCCGAAGUCACGAUUCCACUGAUGCUUUCCGUUAGUAGCGCAGGAGUGCAUUGGUGUUCAGGGAGGAAGGGCUGGAAGCUUAAUGAAUUCCACAAUGAAGCAGAAAAGAGAAGAACCCCAAGGAACAAUAAAGAAUUAUUUCUUGGACAAAGCAAAUGACAGUCCUCUACCAAGACGAACACUUAAGAUGAUUCAGCCAUCUGCAGCUGGUUCUCUGGUUGGCAGAGUAAAUGAGGCAAACUCUAUGAAGGCCUCAUCCAAAAGGAAGCUUUGGAAUGACCAAUUAAUAUCCAAGUCUUCUAACACUGAUGUUGCUGUAGAGCCAGAGCAUAGUGAAAAUGAAAACCUUGAAGGAGUCUCUCAAGAAGCUUUUGAUCUCAUGAUUAAAGAAAACCCUCCUUCUCAGUACUGGAAGGAAGUGGCAGAAAAACGGAGGAAGGUUCUUUAUGAAGUACUACAAGAAAAUGAGAAACUACAUAAAGAAAUCGAACAGAAGGACAAUGAAAUUGCCCACCUAAAAGAAGAAAAUAAGGAACUGGUGGAACUAGCAGGACAUGUGCAAUAUAUGGCAGAUAUAAUAGAAAGGUUAACUGGGCAGUCUGUAGAAAACUUUGAAUUACGGGACAAUCUAGCAUUUGAGGAUUCUGAUUCUGGAAGAGAAGAAGUAGACAAAGAUUCUGAAGAAAAUAGCGAGAUCAACACGUGAUGAAUGAAAUUCUUUACCUACAAAUGAAUGGCCAUACAUAUAAACAUUUUAUGUUUGACUGUUGGGAAAUAACACUGCCCAAGUUUACCUUCAUAAUCUUUGGGUUACUUUUCUAAUUGGUGAAAACUUUGAAAAUUUGAUUCUUUUUUUUUUUUCCUUUCAGCUUGAGUCUUACUGGCAGAGAAUUAAUUGUAUUCUGCAAACUAUUAUAGUUUGCCUUUGGACACUUGUAUUAAAAUACAAAUACUAUGUAUUUUUAAUCUUGUGAUACUUUAUGUAAAUAGCAUCUUUUCAAUUGAGUCUGACAUGACUUAUAUAUUGAUAAAUAAACUUCAGUCUCCCAUCAAUAAAAGCAUUGUUUAUAUAUCUUAUAUUUAUAACUAGGGAGCAUAUUUGGGAAGGAUGAAUGUUAUUGUUACCUUAUUUUCUAUUUAUGUUGUAUUUUUGUCAGUUAAUAUUUAUUCAGUACUAUAUUAUGUAUUCUUUGGGGAACCCAAAAUGUAUGAAGUUUUUGCCUUUAAGGAAAUUAUAAUCUGAUUUGAGUAUAAAACACACGAAAGACUUUAACAUAAUAUUUGAGUAACAUCACACAUAAAAAUUAUAGAAAUGAAAUUUUAAAAAUUGCCAGAGGGGCAUCAUUGUUUUAUAAGAAUUUUUAUAGGUUUCCUCUGAAUAGCCAGUUCCCCUAGUAUAUUAAAAAAAAUUUUUUUUUUAAAACCCUUACCUUCUGCCUUGGAAUCAAUGGGGGUUAAGAAACUUGCCCAGGAUCACCCAGCUAGGAAGUGUCUGAGGCUAAAGUUGAAUCCAGGAUUUCACUUUCCUAGGUCUAGAGCUCUAUCCACUGUGUUACCUGGUCGCCACUUCUAGUAUAUUUUAAAUUAGAUAUAAAUCAGAUCACUUCCUGAAGAUGUGCUAAUAAAGCAAGUUACUGGAUUAGUACAAAUCACAAGAUUUAUGUAGUGCUUUUAAAUUUUUUUUUUUUGCCAGACAUGAUUAUUUGAUGGUAUUGUGAAUUUCUGAUAAGAAAACCCCUGAUUUAAAUGCAAAUGGGUACAGACUUUAAAUGCAAAUGGGUACAGACCAGUAGUUUGUUGUCUGGAGGCCCAGGGUCAUAUAGGCAAAUAUAACAAAGUUUUAGGACUUGAACAGAGUUCUUACAGAGGUUUGUUCUAUUUGUUAUACCAUUGCUGCCUUUGUGUUAACCAUAGGUAAUGGAGUUCCUCUUUCUCUAGGGGUUUUAAUUAAUGCUGGACAACCACUUGUUACAUAACCAAGAAUCCCUUCUAUGAUAAUCAUUAUCACUUGCCCUAGAUGACCUUUGAAGUCCCUUCUAAAACCAUAAAUUCUGUGAUUUCUGUAAUGAGUGACUUUUCAGAUAGGAGGGACAAGGAUGAGAGAAAUGAAUGUUAAAAGGUACAAACGUAAAUUUUGUUAUUUUGCUGAUUAGUUGUGUCCAUCUCUUAGCAGAGAUAUGGUAGUGUUUUGCCAUUUCCUUCUUCAUCUCAUUAUACAGAUGAGGAAACUGAGGCAAAGGGGUAUGUGACUUGUCCAAAGUCACACAGCUAGUAAGGGUCUGAGGCUAGAUUUGAACUUGGAUCUUCCUGACUCUAGGGCCAGCACUCUUAUCCACUGUGCCAUUCAGCUGCUGUAACAUACCAGAGAAAGGGUGGUUUAGGAGAUAGAGGCUGCUCCAAUGGUGGAAUAUAACAAUGGAGUGAAUCAUUUAACAAUCUCUAAAGACAUGCUAUAACUUCUUGAAUAAAUCAGAAGUGAAAAUA
Monodelphis domestica (gray short-tailed opossum) is the source of this 2581-nucleotide messenger RNA. RefSeq names its product geminin DNA replication inhibitor (gene GMNN). The record is from RefSeq and is a predicted model, not a curated record. Gene Ontology annotation, cellular component: nucleus. Lineage: Eukaryota; Metazoa; Chordata; Mammalia; Didelphimorphia; Didelphidae. Gene Ontology annotation, biological process: negative regulation of cell cycle; negative regulation of DNA replication.